Messenger RNA from Olea europaea var. sylvestris, 2082 nucleotides. RefSeq lists its product as uncharacterized. Gene Ontology annotation, molecular function: zinc ion binding. The transcript has 2 exons. Lineage: Eukaryota; Viridiplantae; Streptophyta; Magnoliopsida; Lamiales; Oleaceae. The record is from RefSeq and is a predicted model, not a curated record. The coding region runs from base 1 to 2082 and encodes 693 amino acids.
AUGGCAAAAUUAUCAGUUUCGCCAAUGAAGAUUACUUGCGAUAUGGAUGAGAAUCAUGAAUGCAUUUCAAAUGUUGUUGCAACUAACAAUGCGGUGGACAUGGAUGAACUGUAUAUGCAAAAUGAUCAGUCCGAUGACAAUUAUAUGCGACCGUUGUCUCCAUGUAAUCAAAAUUGUGAAAACGAUUGUGUGACCUUUACAAGUGAUGAUUAUUGGGAUGGGGUAGAAGUAGUGCAUGGCAACUACAUAGAUGAUUCUCAUGUGAUAAAUGAAGACAAUGUUACUCAUAAUACACCUUUUACAUUGGUAGAUGAGAUCAUUGGAAUUUCCCAAGUUGUUGCCUAUCCGAAUCCUUGUGGAACAUCAAUUAAGAUUCCUGACGUCGAUGAUGUGCACGUUAGCCAAAUUUUUCGCAACAAGAAGGAUCUUCAGGCAUCACUACAAAUGCUUACUGUAAGAAACUCUUUCGAAUUUAAGGUCACCAAGUCAAAUAAGAGUACAUAUGUAGCAAUAUGUGUUGAGGAAAUUUGCAAAUGGCGUUUGCAGGCAACACAAUUGAAGGAAAGUGACGAAUUUGAAAUUCGAAAGUAUUCACGUUAUCAUAAUUGUUCAUUGGAUGUUCGUCACAAAGAUCAUAGACAAGCUAGUUGUGGGAUGAUAGGAAAACACAUCAUGUCGAAGUUUGAGGAUCCCAACAUUAUAUACGGACCUUCGAACAUUCAAAAUGAUAUUCGUCGGGAGUUUGGCAUAGAUAUAAAUUAUUAUAAGGCAUGGAUGGCUAGAGAAUGUGCUAUAGAGCUAUUAAGAGGUUCACCUGAUCUUAGUUAUGAUAGAUUGGCCAAGUAUUGCAAUAUUCUGAAGAAGAAUAAUCCUGGUACAGUGACGUUCAUUGAGGUUGAUAAUGAGAACCGAUUUAAAUACUUUUUUAUGGCUUUAGGACCAAGCAUACAUGGUUUUCAUUCAUCAAUGAGACAUGUCAUUUAUGUGGACGGAACAUUUAUGAAAUCAAAAUUUCGAGGUACGUUACUUGUUGCCACGUGUCAAGAUGCAAAUCUUCAGAUAUAUCCUCUUGCAUUUGGCAUUGUUGAUUCUGAAAAUGAUGCAUCAUGGACUUGGUUCUUCGAUAAGUUGUUUCAGGUAACAGGUAUGUUGGAAGGGCUUGUUUUCAUUUCUUAUCGCAUGGAUAGCAUUGGUAACGCUAUAAAGAUUGUUUAUCCUUAUGCACAUCAUGGAUGUUGCAUGUGGCAUCUACAACUAAACAUAAAGUCAAAUUAUCAUAAGGCCGAUAUUCUGCCAUUGUUUAUGGCAACUGCAAAGGAGUAUAGUUUGAUUAAUUUUGAAAAAUCAAUCGCAAAUCUAUAUCGUAAAAGUCUGGCAGUUGGACAAUACCUAGAAAAGAAAGUUGGGUAUGAAUUUUGGUCCCGAGCACAUUUCAAAGGAAUCCAUUACAAUAUUAUGACAACUAACAAUGUAGAAUCUUUGAACUCGUUAUUCAAGAAUGCUCGGGAGUUUCCAGUACUUGCUAUGGUUGAGCAAAUAAGAAUAACUUUACAAAAAUGGUUUUAUGAGAGACACAUUGAGGCGGAAGAAUGUGCAACUACUCUAACCCCUCUCAUUGAGGAUAAAAUGCGUAAAAAGUAUAAUGAUGCAAAGGGACUGAUAAUGGUACCAAUAAAUGAGUAUGAGUUGCACGUCGGUGUUGAGAAUGAAAUGCAUAUCAUGAACUUGGAGGCAAGAACCUGUAGUUGUAGGGAAUUUGAUUUGAAAAAGCUUCCUUGCAAACAUGGACUUGCAGCAGCGAAAUUUAAGGGAAUAUCUUGUUACAGUUUGUGCUCACCUUAUUAUACCAGUGCUAGUUUGAAACAAGCAUAUGCUGAAUGUAUAUAUCCAGUGGCAAAUGAGGUUGACUGGGAAAUCUCCAAUCAGCCAAAGGUGUUACUAUACCUUUCGAAUCGACGACAAAGUGGACGUCCAAAAAAUCGUCGAAUUCCAUCAAGAGGAGAGGAAAAAAAGACUCGUAAAUGUAGUAAGUGUGGCCAAAGGGGCCAUAAUCGUCUGACUUGCAAAAAUGCUCUACACUAG